Molecule: messenger RNA, 756 nt
Organism: Panicum virgatum (switchgrass)
Lineage: Eukaryota; Viridiplantae; Streptophyta; Magnoliopsida; Poales; Poaceae
Exons: 1
Coding region: 198-437 (79 amino acids)
Source: RefSeq, a predicted model, not a curated record
AGAGGCUAAUUAUAUAUUCCUUCCACCGCCCUCGCUGCACACUUUGCCCGCCGCAUCGCGAUCUGCCCACACAAACCAACGCUGCAUCACCCAACGAAAGGGAGCCGACCCUAGGCAUCGCGCGCAGCGCAGACGGACACCUGUGGCUGCGCCCCGGUUGUGCUCGGCUGCGGUCCCCGUGAGCUCCAGGAACCAGGAUGGCUGCGGUGGUGGUCGCCGUCGAGGCCGCCGCGGCGGCGGCGGGCGGCGCCUGCAGGGGCAGGUCGUACCUGGUGAGGAGCCUCUACUGGAGGCUGCGCGCGGGGCUGCGGAGGCUGCGCUCGGAGCGGGUGGGCAGAUGGCGCGGGGGCGGCCGGCGGCUCAGCUUCCACUACGACGCCCUCAGCUACGCGCUCAACUUCGACGACGGCCGCGUCUCCGCCGCCUUCCUGCGGUGACGACGGCGACUGGCCUUGCGGCGGCGUACUAGCUCCCGGGUUGUACUAGCGCUACCGGCGCUGGAUUUCUUAGCCAAAAAGCCGAUCGAGCAAUGGAGGAGAUGUGUCGCCGUUUCUUGCUAUAGCUGCUUACAGGAAGGAAUUUCUUUCGUUCGAGUCGGCGAUGCCAAAGGAUGCGUCUGUUCUUGAUUCCUGUUGCAUCUGACUUUCUGUUGCGCCGUGCUGUACAUUCAAGCUGGUCUGGUCAUUUCACUGCCGCAUUUGCAUCAUUGCAUUGCAUGCCAGGGUGCUUAUGGGAGAAAUAGAGAACACGCUACAA